Haliotis rufescens (red abalone) is the source of this 2944-nucleotide messenger RNA. RefSeq lists its product as uncharacterized. The coding region runs from base 403 to 1818 and encodes 471 amino acids. The transcript is spliced from 6 exons. The record is from RefSeq and is a predicted model, not a curated record. Lineage: Eukaryota; Metazoa; Mollusca; Gastropoda; Lepetellida; Haliotidae.
AUUAUAUAUGUCACCGGACUACCUCGAGUGCUUGUAUUUAUGCAUUUGUUGUCAUGUAUACUCAUAAGUUUAGGGUUGUCCUACCUCAAUAAAGACCUGUCGUAGAGACAAUACGGUAGCUAUAUCAGUUGGUCGUGAAGAGGGAGCCGCAUUCCACACGACACAUAAACACCAGUCAGGUAAGCCAAACCUAUAUUUCUAUUAUAUAUGUCACCGGACUACCUCGAGUGCUUGUAUUUAUGCAUUUGUUGUCAUGUAUACUCAUAAGUUUAGGGUUGUCCUACCUCAAUAAAGACCUGUCGUAGAGACAAUACGGUAGCUAUAUCAGUUGGUCGUGAAGAGGGAGCCGCAUUCCACACGACACAUAAACACCAGUCAGGCUGCGGCUGAUGACGCUCGGCGAUGGACUCGGGUGAUGCAUUCUUCUCGGACAAUAGCGAGAACUACACUCUGAGGGAAUUCUUUGAGGAACACGAGAACAACCUGCCAAAGCUGAUACUAGUUACUCAAGGUCAAUGUGGCCUGACAGACAUAGAGACAGUUCCAGCAUAUCAGGUCAUCCGAUGUCACACGUUCAUUCGACAGAGGCGAGUGAUGGCGAAGACCAAACGGCAGAUUAACGUCAGCAUACCCGUCGAUUCACAACACCUGUUCAGAGUGAACUCAGAGCGGAAACCUUGCGCGACACAAAGCCUUCGGGAUAUACUGAGAGACAAUGUUCUACCGGUUAAAGUGGAAUUCGCCGUCGAUGGCGACGAUUUAAUAGCUCUAAACGGAGAGAAGACCGACGUCACUGACUUUGGCUCACUACAGCUCACAGAUGUCUAUGAAGUAGUCUAUCUUAUAGGGCAUGGCGUCGAUGAAACCGAGCUUGACGACACACCCUUCGUGGUUCCACUGUACCUGAACGACGUGCUGCUGUCAACCGUUAAUGGCAUCAAGGGCAAGUCUACAGGGUACUUCAUGAAUCUGAUGACCUUCUUCAACUCACGGAUGGAAGCCAUGGCACUUGACACAGUGGCACCAGAAGACAUUGCCAUUUACUCCAACGAGUCGGUAAAAGCCCAAGAAACACCCUAUGAAGCCGUAGAACCUUACGACUAUGUGAAGCUGAAAAUGCGGAAAGUGAAAGCAUACGCUGGAUCAUCCAUCGGGGGAAAUAACCCACAGAAUCAAGAUAAUGAGGAAAUAUACGACGACGUAAGCCUACCUGGAGAAGAUAAAGAACAGUAUGCUUCAGCUGAAGCGGCUGACGAUGAAGAUACAUACUACAGUGUCAGCCCGAGAGAGAAGUCACCCAAGACAGGACUACUCAAACAGGCGAAGGGACAUUUCAAGACGCUGAGGAAAAAGAUCAUCACUAAGCGUGCUUCUAUACACGUGGACACUGUAAGCAGCGACAAGAAGGGACCCAACUGGUCCUGGCGUUGGCCAAUAGCACGGGGGACCCAAGAUAAUCUAUACACCAGAAUGCAACAAAAGCGGAAGUCUUGGUCGUUCAGAUCUCCAAUACAUGCUCAGAGCCAGGGGAAAGGUCAAAGUGGAAGUGAUAGUGAUGACUGCGCCGCCCCUCACACAUUUGUGGGAAGUACUGAUCCUAGGUCUUUUCCUACCAGGGAUUUGAGCAUUGAGGAGCUUGCGUUGAAAAUGCAAGAUUUACACUUGGGUAAAUACAUGCCUUUGUUCAAAGAGAAUCAGAUUGACGGGCACAUUGCUGUGGAACUUACUGACGAUAUGUUAAGGAAGGAAUUCCAUUUUUCGGCCAUUGAGGUAUUUAAAUUUCAGCACUUCCUCAGAACUGGACACAUUCCAAAUUGAAACAAUAUGUUCCUAAAUGUGUCGGUAGUUUAUCAACCACCUUUCCUUCAGGAAUGAUUGUUGAGACUUUCCAAAAAUGUGACUGAGCACGUUCUAGGCUGAUGAUCACAUACCAAGAUACCAAGAUCCAUACUCAACGAAUGACCUCAAGUAAUGUUAUAGAGUUUAAUGUAUAACUCUCUGAUUUCUUCAUUUCUAAAUGGCAUCACCAAGGGAAAUUGUCACGAUGCUACAUGACACGCCACCACCAACGAAGGUAACUGGAAUUUUGAAUGUUCUAAUCAACAUUGCCUUAUAAUGAAGAUUCAUCGAACGCUUCCGUUGGAGUGGGUUUUCAUAUUUUAUCAAAUGAAUCUUAUAUUAUAUUUCCAUUUGUCACUGACCAUGUUAAAAUGAUAUUUCACAAAAGUGGUCGAAAUUUAAUCGACGAAGGAUAUCAGAAGUUACGAGCCUGGCAUAUAUAGCUAUAUAUAGGUUGUUGUUAUGCUUACGUGCGAUAUAUAUUAGUUUUUCACCUCUGUGAUAUGACUGAGCAAGUUCUCAGCUGACAAUCAGAACAAAUACUCCCUAAGAUGCCAAGGGCCAUAUUCCAUGAAGGACUCAAGUAAUGGCAUGAUAGAGUGUAAUGUACAAUUUUCAAUGUGACCAUACUGAAAAAUGUGUUGUUCAUUUCCGAAUGACAACAUGGCCCUAAUACUAUCUCUGUGACCGUCCUCCCUGACAGUGAGGAUACCAUACUCCCUGACACCUAUGGGUGAGUGAGUGAGUUUGUCUUUACGUCGCUUUUAGCAAUAUUCCAGCAAUAUCACAGCGUGGGACACAAGAAAUGGGCUUUACACAUUGUACCCAUUGGAUCUUCGGCGUGACGAGCGAACGCUUUAACCACUAGGCUACCCCACCGCGCCACCAAUUCUCAGUGACCACUGGCGCUUUUUUAGACGUCACUUUUAUCAACUCGUGUUUGUGUUUUUGAUAUGAAAAGACACUCGGGUGAGAUUCUCUAUAUAUUUUACAUUUUUAUUCACAUUGCAUUAGCAAGACCAGUUUUCUAUACAUAUUUAGGUAUUCCUGAACUUGUGAUUCUUCCCAUAUACAUUCGGAAUGUAAUUCCUCAGUGAUUUCAACA